UAAUUCACAACUUAUCUAUUAAUCAGCCAUGUUUAAGGUUUGUAAAUUACCGUUCGUGUUAAUACUUUGCAGUUUAAUUGUGCAGUUAUGCCGUGGGUUGGAAAGACACGAACGACUACUCCUGAAUGAUCCACAACUUCUACAAUCCCAAGUCGAACAUCUUCUACAGGAAGUGAACACCUUAAAAACCAGUACAGACCAGGAAAUAAACGCCCUUAAAUCUCAGCUGGCCAACCAGAAUAACGAAAUAUCGUCUUUGAGGGGUCAGGUUUCCGCUCUUACUCUACAAUCUAACGAUCAUGGUGCAACCUUUACUGUUUGGGGAAAGAAUACGUGCCCGAAUGUGAAUGGUACAGAAAUGGUUUACAAUGGAUUUACAGGUGGAAAGAGUUACUCAGAAAAAGGAGGUGGUGCAAACACUCUUUGUCUUCCUCACGAUCCAGAAAGACUACCGUAUGGUAUUUCCGUCAUUGACGGUGAUGACUACGGGCACCUGUAUGGAGCAGAAUACCAAUUUUCCAUUCACCGCGUCCACAUACAGGAAGAUGUUCCGUGUGCCGUUUGUCGUGCCAAAAUGGCGUCUUCUACCAUCAUGAUCUCAGGAAAACAUUCAUGUCCGGUGACCUGGCGAAAACAGUAUUCUGGAUUCCUGACAUCAAGUUGGCAUAACUAUGAAAGUACAGAAUAUCUUUGUCUGGACGAUGAUCCGGAUUUCAUCGAAGGAUCCAGACGUGACGAUAACGGAAGGUUGUUUUAUCCUGUGAAAACCGUGUGUGGUUCUCUCCCCUGCCCUCCAUAUGAGAACAAUGUUCUUGUUGGUUGUGUUGUUUGCGCAAAAUAGAUUUUAAUACAUUCUUUAA
Messenger RNA from Saccostrea cuccullata (small rock oyster), 860 nucleotides. RefSeq lists its product as uncharacterized. Bases 29 to 841 code for a protein of 270 amino acids. The transcript has 3 exons. Lineage: Eukaryota; Metazoa; Mollusca; Bivalvia; Ostreida; Ostreidae. The record is from RefSeq and is a predicted model, not a curated record.